Messenger RNA from Photinus pyralis (common eastern firefly), 3258 nucleotides. RefSeq names its product AMME syndrome candidate gene 1 protein-like. Lineage: Eukaryota; Metazoa; Arthropoda; Insecta; Coleoptera; Lampyridae. The record is from RefSeq and is a predicted model, not a curated record. The transcript is spliced from 3 exons. Bases 93 to 788 code for a protein of 231 amino acids.
ACCAAUGCGAUAGACUGUACCUUCGCUCCUUUUUUCUUUCAUUAGCGUAGUUCGGUGAGUUCAGUCAGCUGUCCGUUUGGAAAGUUGGUGAGAUGGCUGCUGGUUGUUGUGGGUCAAAGAAACAGAAAUUAAAUAAUUCCACAAUUAGCGUACCGUCAUGUAAUGGUACUUCGAUAACUACAAACGGAUCUUUGAACGGCAUGGUUGCUUUACCAGAAAUGUGUUUCUUUUGUUUUGAUGUGUUAUACUGUCAUCUUUAUAACCUCGACCCACCAAAGACACCUUCUUUCAGUAAUGAGGCCUAUCCUUUAUUUGUCACUUGGAAAAUUGGCAAAGAUAAACGAUUACGAGGAUGUAUAGGAACAUUUAACGCGAUGAAUCUGCAAUCGGGCCUGCGGGAGUAUGCAAUUACAAGUGCUUUUAAGGAUUCUCGUUUCAACCCAAUCACACGAGAUGAAUUCACCAAGUUAAGUGUCUCGGUAUCGAUACUUAGGCACUUUGAAGAUGGUAACGAUUAUCUUGAUUGGGAAGUGGGUGUCCAUGGAAUACGUAUCGAAUUUGUUAAUGAGAAGGGUAACAAACGAACUGCCACAUAUUUACCUGAGGUUGCUACAGAGCAAGGUUGGGAUCAAGUUCAGACAAUAGACUCUUUGCUUCGUAAAGGCGGUUAUAAAGCUGUAAUUUCCAAUGAACUCCGUCGUAGUAUAAAAUUGACUCGUUAUCAAAGUGAAAAAAUUACAGUGAGUUACCAAGACUAUAUGAACCAUUGGAACAAUCAGCGUUGCUAGCAGUUAAUGUGGGGGCGUGGCAUCCCCACGCCUCCACAGACAACUCCACUCUAUCCACAUACGAUGCCACUAUAUCGAUCACCGACAGUAGUUAUGGUACAACCUCCAUUACCUCUUCCCUCCUAUUCAGGACCGAAUUUUGUGCAACCGCCUUUCGUAUUACCGACCAUGCCUACUGGUAACUCUGUAUGGUGGGAUCAUUACCCUGGACCAUCCGGCCAACAAGACUUCGUAAUGCUACCCUCGCCAGAAUCGGAUAGAAAUGGUUAUCAAUCACCACCUUUUCGAAAGCGAAAGUGACACAAAAACAGUUAAAUUUAAUUCUGAUAAAACUUUUAUUACAUGCCAAUCAUGUGCCCUCAAUUAACGUUUUUUAACACCAAAGGUUUUCAAAUUUCUUAGGACGUGAACUGUUUGACGAUAUAACGUAUGAAGUAUCAGUUAUUGAAUUCGCUAUCACAUCUGUGCCUGACCAUCGCACUCGGCGCUGCUUUAGAUAAAUGCCAAACGACCUUUUUGGUUUAGAUAAUUUUAUUCCAUCUAAGAUUAUGUUUAGGUUUUAUCUUUUUUGUAUUCAUCCUGUUUUUUUUAUUCGAUUAAGUUUAACAUCAAGUAUGUUGACAAAUCCAAACAUUGAAAAAAGUACAACCUCUUGAAUUUUAUUUUUGAAUUACACCCUACACGAAUAAGCACAAUCAAUUCAAUAUGUACAGAGAAACUUAGUUUUAUAUACAUACAGUAAAUUAAUGUAGGAUAUGAAUAUUUUUUUUAUUAAAAACUCGUAAAAAUUCACUUAGAGUAAGGAGUAUGAAUUUUAGUUUAAUUUUUCAAGUACAUAGGUAUACAAGAAUCGUGCAUAUGUAUGUUAAAUAAUCGCAAGAUUGGAUACUUACUAACACAGAUAGUGUUUAAUUUUUUAGUUCAAUUUUUUGGUGUAUGGUAUAUCUCUGAGAAUUAUUACCUUUCACUUAUUGAUAAUUUUCUUCCAAAAAUAUUGAACUGCUGAUGCUUAAAACGACUCCUCACACUAAUGCAAAAGGUAUCAAUUAUUAGCGGAGAUAUAUUGAAUGAAGGUUUAUUAAAUAGAUCGCAAAUGCUAAUUCAAUUCAAUAUUUUUUGAACAUAUCAAUAUUAGAACUUUAUUAAUUUUGGUGUUUUGAAUUUGUGCAACUAAUACCGUCGCUUUUUCGAUCUAUUGAAAUGCUUAUUAUAUCGUAUGAUUACUGCUUGUGAAAGUUUAAUGUAGGCCCUGGAAAAGAAAUGUAGUCAGCUAGUCUACUAGAAUAUUUCAAAUUCUCCUGUUCAUUAAUUUAGUGAAUUGUGAUUUCCAAAAGCAGUUUCUUGUGAUACAUUCUACGCAAAAUAACAUUAAUCGAAAACACUAAAGAAACAUGCAUUUAUUUGGCCCUUAUUAAUAAUUAGUGCAAGCCUGUUUGAUUACCAAUUAUAUACAUCAUUACUUCAUCCAUAUUCCAAUUGAAUAAAUGAAUGACAAAAGGUCAAGUAUAAGCUUGUAUUAAGCACUGCUUAAGAAACCAAGCAGUUGUAUGUAACAAUAGCCUAUUUUAAGAAUAUUUUGUGCACCACGUUAAUUAGUUGUAAUCAAGUGUUACGAAUAAAAUGUCUGUAUGUGUAGUCUAAUUUAGUUUGAAAGAUUUGUAAUUAGUUACAGGAUUGUUUCGUUGAUCGAUUUUAACACUUGUGCUCAAUUUACUUGACCUUCUUUAUGGUAGCUGCUUAUAUGGUUUUUGUUUGUUAAUCAUCUGGGAAAGUCUGUACGUUAGCAAAAGUGUUAAAAUACAUUUUUUCUUAGAAAAUUACUUAACAGUAAAUGAUUACGAAUGACGCCAUCUAUAAUGCGAUGGUACAAAAAAAACUUAAUCGUCACUGCCAUUUUUGUCAUCUAUAGUCUAGAAUCAUUCAUAAUGAUGCUCAAAAAGCAUUUGAUUAUAUGAACAUAAUUAUUUGUUCCUUGAUCUCGUUGUUGCACCCACUUUAUUAUAUCUCCUCCAAUGUGUUAAUCAUUUAAUUACAAAUUUGACUAUACCAAAUUGCAGCUGUGAUGGGGUGUGAACAACUAUUGUUUAAAUUCAACUGUAAGUGACAUAACAAUAUGCUGAAAUAAAAUUGUUUUGAUUUUAUUUCGGUACGUAAGUUUCAUAAUGUAUCUCUUCAGGAAUUUGAGGCUUUUGCCACAAUGUCACUGCUUACAUCCAGCAUGAAUUUAUAUCUUAACAUAUCCACAGCUUGUAUAGAUAUUUUGAAUAAAAAUACAAUAGAAAUGUUAAAUUGUGCAUAAAAUAAGAUUCCAAAGUCAAAUUGUGCCUAUUGCUGGAUUGCAUUAAGCAGACAGAUUGCCGUUAAUGUUAGAGUAACAUUUAACAUUCUUUUAAUUUGACGGAAUAAUUGUUAGACUUUAAUAUGUGUGUUGUAGUGGGGUUCCAGUUAAUAAAUUACAUUUUUUGAAAAA